Messenger RNA from Sorghum bicolor (sorghum), 4756 nucleotides. RefSeq lists its product as uncharacterized. Gene Ontology annotation, molecular function: protein binding. Lineage: Eukaryota; Viridiplantae; Streptophyta; Magnoliopsida; Poales; Poaceae. Bases 226 to 4065 code for a protein of 1279 amino acids. The record is from RefSeq and is a predicted model, not a curated record. The transcript has 9 exons.
AGGGAUAGGAAGAGAGUGUGUGGAAGCUAGGGAAGAGAGAGAUUCAGAGAGAGAAGAUGGCAACGCGGAGACGCAAGCGAUAGAGAAUUGCUAAACAAACAAAAGCAGCCGUAAGGAAGAGAGAGAAAAAAAAGGGAAAGGCGAGCAAGAAAGAGAAGGCAGGCGGCGAACCAAACCCCAAGGAGGCCAAGACGCGGACGGCAGCGGGCAGGCAGGCAGGCAGCCAUGCGGCGGUCGCCGUCACCAUCGCCGUCGCCGUCGCCGUCGCCGGAGAGGCACCACCAGCCCGCGCGCCGGAGGGGCGGCGCCGCCCCUUCCCAGAUGCAGCUCCACCACCACCACCACCACCGCGGCGGCGGCGGACGCUCGCCGUCGCCGCCGCCCCGCCGCUCGCUCCGCCCGCGCCGCGCCGCCGCGCCCUCCUCCCGCCCGCUCGUCGACGACUUCUUCCCUUUCCCCUCGUCGCCGUCUUCCUCGCCCUCCCGCCCCCGCCAGCGGGGGCCGUCGCUGGAGCCGUCCAGCUCCGACUCCGGCGCCGACGGUGGCGCCGCCGGCUCCUCGGCUUCCGACAGGCGCCGGCGGAAGCUCAAGCUCGUAGUCAAGCUCUCCCAGCUGCCCCCGGACCAGCACCACCGCCGGGCCCCACCUCCCCCACCCUACUCUGACGGCUCCGACGGGGCGGAGGACCUGGCCGGGGACGGAAGCGGCGACGAGGAGCAGGUCAAACCGCCCAAGAAGCGCCGGAUCGAGCCGCGCGCUGACAGAUCUCGCCAUCGCGAGGUUGGUGGUGGUGGGAGGAGCGACCCCGCCAGCGCGCCGCGGACGAAGCGGCCUUCGGUGCCAGGGACCGCGAGGACGACGCCGCUGCCGGACCGGAAGGCGCUGGAGAUGAUUCUCGAGAAGCUUCAAAAGAAGGAUACGUACGGAGUGUUUGCGGAGCCAGUGGAUCCAGAGGAGCUGCCUGAUUACCACGAUGUGAUUGAGCACCCAAUGGACUUUGGCACCGUCAGGAAGAAGCUGGCCAGGAAUGCAUAUCGCUCGUUCGAGCAAUUUGAGGAUGAUGUGUUCUUAAUUUGCAGCAAUGCGAUGCAAUACAAUGCACCUGAUACAAUUUACUUCAGACAGGCUCAUUCCAUACAGGAGCUGGCAAGAAAGAAGUUUCAGGAACUGAGGGAUGAGGGCAUACCUACAGAAAACCCGAUAAAGAUUGAACAGAAAAUUAGACAAAAUUUCUGCAGUGCAGAUCUGGUUAAGAAACCUGUUUUGAGGUACCCAGAUGAUGAUCUAGACUUCUUGUCCCGCAAAGAGCAAAUUAAGAGACCCAAUUCAAAUAGUGUGGAUGAUGACAUGGGCUUCAAAAAUCAAGUUAAGAAAACCAUGUCCAAGAAUUCACAGGAUCAAAGUUGCUUAUUACAGAAAGAGCGAAUUAAGAAACCCAUUCCCAGAAAUUCAGAGGACAAUUUAAGUUCCUCGUUCCACAAAGAGCGGCCUAAGAAACUGAUCUCCAGACAUUCGGAGGACGACCUGAACUCCCCAUCUCGCAAAGUGCAAGUUCGGAAACUCAUUUCAAAAAAUUCAGAAAAUGAUGAAGGCUCCCCUUUCCACAAACAUCAAGCCAAGUCCACUCCGCAGAGUUCAAAGGACGACUUCUCAUCCCAGAAAAAACACAUCAAGAAGCCAAUCGUCAAAAAUGGAGAAGAUCCAGUUUUUUCAUCCUGCAAAAAGCCCAUUGAGGAUGCCAUCUGCACAAAUGUUGAUGAUGCAGGCUUCUCAUCUACGAAAAGGCUUUCUGAGAAGACCAUUAGUAUAAACAGAGAAGAGGACCUUGACCAUUGUCACCAGGAGUCAUCUAAGGAACCUAGUUGCAGAGUUGAGCAAGAUGAUCAAGGUAACUCAUAUGAUGAAGAGGUUGUUAAAAAGCCAGUUUGUAUGGAUAGACACGAUGCCCAAGGUUCAGAUAUCUCUGCUGCAACUAUUGCUUCUGUGGGAGAUGGCUCUAAUGGUUUAAGCAUGUCACAACCUAAUGCUACUGAACCUACUGGUUCUACCCUUGCCAAUGGGGUUAUAGACAAAGAUACCAGCUCUCCACUAGAUGAAAUAAGAUCUGAGAAGACUGACGAUAUUUCAGCCAAGCCUAGCUACAAGCCAAUUGUGGUAGAUGAGACUAGACGGAAAACUUAUGAUGCAUCUGAAGAACAGCCUCCAAUGGAAUCCGAUCCAGUUUUUGAUGUUUUCUCUGCGGAACCAAAAGAGCUCGUCAAUGUUGGGCUUGAUGCUGAACACUCAUAUGCAUAUGCAAGGAGUCUGGCUCGUUUUGCUGGUUCGCUUGGUGCUCAAGGUUGGAGAAUUGCUUCUGACCGCAUUCGGCAAGCGUUACCUGCUGAUGUAAAGUAUGGUCGUGGUUGGGUUGGAGAAUAUGAGCCUCCAUUACCGUCUAUCCUUGUUGUGAAUGAUCAACCUAGAUACCCGAAGAGCUCUGAGACAAAUAGACGAAGGAAUGCUCCUCUGCCUAGGGAUAAUGAAAGGCUCAGACCAACAGAAACUAAUAAUCCAAAGGAUAUGAGACGGAUAAGCACUUGCAAUAAUGUAGUUGGAGUGCCUGGACCACUAGAGAGUCCAGAAUUUAAGCCAAGAUUAUUUGGUGUUACCACUGAGCCUCAACACAGGAGCACAGACACAUCAUCACUGCAUGAGAACCAUAGAGUGUCUGGUAAUGUUGCGAAGACCAAAAGAACAAGUAAUGAUCAAAUGAGAAAAGGCAAUUCAUCUUCCAAUGCGCGACCUCUUGAAAUGCAGCUACACAAAGGAGCUUCUUCUGGUGCGCUUGAUAUCCCUGCCUCAAACAAAAUGGCUGGCCAGUCUAGACCGUUUUUACAACCACCAGAAUCAACUAGACCUCAGCAAAUGAGAAAAGUUGACUCAUCAAAAAGCAAAAUUCCAAUUGAAAUGGCACCACAGCAAGUUGAGUGUGCAAAAGGUGCUGCUUCUGGUGUGCAUGAUACUCCUUCCUCAAAUGGGCAGCCUAAACACUUCUUCCAGUCACAAGCGGCAGCUUCCUCUGGUGUGCAUGAUAUGCAUUCCUCUAAUGGGCAGCCUAAACACUACUUCCAGUCACAAGCAGCAGCUUCCUCUGGUAUGCAUGCUAUGCCUUCCCCUAAUGGGCAGCCUAAACACUACUUCAAGUCACAGGCAGCAGCUUCCUCUGGUGUGCAUGAUAUGCCUUCCUCCAAUGGGCAGCCUAAACAAUUUUUCCAGUCACAAGCAGUAGCUUCUUCUGGUGUGCAUGAUAUGCCCUCAAACGGGCAGUCUAAACCCUUGUUCCAGUCCCAAGAAGCAGCUGUACUACAGCCCAAAAAUGAAGCAACGUGGGUGUACCAUGGACGACCUGGUGAUGGAAAGGUUGGAACAUCAAACAAAAGCAGACCAUCCACCAGUAUUGGGUUCAUAAAUAAAAAUCAAUCAGUAAAUGCUGCAACUUUUGCCAUGAAUUUGAAUGGACAAAAGAUUGUUAGUGACCAUACAAUAUCAGCAGGCACAACUGCAAUGCCUGCUCAGGCAAAUAUACCAAACAGAGGUCUUGAUGCUCCUCGGAACAUGUUCUCAGCAUUUCCAGCUGCUGUUAUGGAGAACCAGAGCAUUCCAUCAGCUCCAGUGGCUCAAUCUUGGAUCUCAUUUGGUGCUACUACCGAGAACAAACCAACCAUUGUCAGCCCAACUUUCCUUGACAAUAAUUGUGGCUGGAAAAUGCCAUUUGCUAACGUCCAGCCUUCUGAUGAUACCAAAAUAAGUGCUGUUCCUCAGUUCUUUAGGCAUCCUGUUCAGGUAGUUAGAGAGAACUCGGUUCAAAACAAGGGUUUGGUAAUAUUUCCCCAGUUGGUGCAGCCAGAUUUCGUGAGAUCACAAGGGCAACCACAAUGGCAGGGGCUGGUUCCCCACAUGCAACAGAAGGAUGUACUCCGCCCGGACUUGAACAUUGGGUUUCCUUCUCCAGGUUCACCACCAGCUCGACAAUCGUCUGGCAUCAAUUUGGAAGCACAGCAGCCAGAUCUCGCUUUGCAGUUAUGAGCUGGGAAUAGACAAUGAAUACUUUCUACUACCGGGAUUUAUGCUAUAAUCUCUAAGCAUGUAAAGGCAUGAGGAGCUCAGGUGCGAAACAAGGCGAGAACAGCAUUGGGACAUCCGGUACAUGGAUCGGUGAUGAUUGAUUGAGAUGUAGGCUUUACAUGCCACAUGGCAUCAUCGCAACUCAUCAACUCAUCCCGUUGCUGUACAAAGAUAUCAGAAAAUGGAUGGAUGAACACUGCUUGGAAUGAGAUCAUGUCUACUGGGGGGGCAUUCUGACAGGAGUUCAGAAUCCAGCAUUUGGAGAAAUGCUUUGGUGGCAUACAUGUAGGUAGCAUACUAGCAUGCCCAUGAUCUGAAUACUUGGGGCGCCUCUCUGACCACAAUACAGCUUUCUUCGGUGGAAAUUUUGGCACCAGAAUUUAGGAGAUAAAUCGUUCAUUCGGUAGUGUAGAUCUCGUGGUCACCCCUAUGUAAUGCCCAUAUCAAAAUGUAUGUUGAUUGUAAAUGGUUCUGCGUUGAAUAGAUUGUUAGAGUAGGGCAGUUGCCAGUGGCCUUUACCUCUUCUGAAUGAAAUUGCUUCUUUUGGUUCAUGAUGUAUGUAGCAGGAAGCCAGGAACUGAGGUCUAUGACCCAUUCAGUUCAAAUGGCAUGCUGAAUCUAAAAAGGUUGCCAAUUCCUCUCGAUGAAGAUA